Messenger RNA from Cutaneotrichosporon cavernicola, 957 nucleotides. RefSeq lists its product as uncharacterized. The record is from RefSeq and is a predicted model, not a curated record. Bases 1 to 957 code for a protein of 318 amino acids. NCBI's taxonomy places the organism in Eukaryota, Fungi, Basidiomycota, Tremellomycetes, Trichosporonales, Trichosporonaceae. The transcript is spliced from 3 exons.
AUGAUCCCAAUCCCAAGGCCGAGGAGAGGAUCCGACUCGGUAUCGACCGCAUCCUCCUCCUCACCCCCUGGCGCGGCGGGCAUCCUUGCCCAACUCUCCGAGUCGCCAUCCAAACCCAAAGCACCGUCGCCUUACCUAUCAUACUUUCGCCCGCCACCCACCCCGCCGCGUUCCCACGACUCGGGGUUAAGUAGCCCCUCCACCGCGACCGCGUUCUCCCCGGCACCUGCUGCCCCUGCUACAUCGCGAUCACCGCCUUCUCAAAUCGCCCCGAGCCGAUCUAAUGCUGCGGAUACGCCUGUGCACGUGUUUGAUGCCAUGGCGCGAGACGUAAAGACCAGCACUAACACGGCCGAUAAAGGUGCAACCGCUACCGCUCCGUCUCUCAAGCCCAAACCAGACAUGGACCGCUCAGCCUCACCCAUACCAGAGAGGACCGUUGCGUCGGCGGGGAGUCGCAUGCCGCUCGAAUCCCCCGCUACCGCCUCGCGCCAGAGGUCGCGCAAGGAGAGAAACGACAAGCCGUGGCUCCCUACUGGGCUGGACGACGACGGCGAGAUCGAGCUGAACCACGUCGACGCGCCAUCUACCUCGGCAUCCACUUCGGCCGUGACGCUCCAAUCGGACGGGGACGAGUACGUGGCCCCUUACGCCGUCCGAGCCGGCGCCUUCCAGUCCAAGAUCAAGCCUGAGGGCGAGCGCUACGCCCUCACCUUCACGGCGUCGCUAUCGAGUGGCGCGGACCUGCCGCACUCGCGGCGGCGCCUCGAACUGGAGCUGCUUUGGGACACUGCCCAGUUGGGGAUCUGGGCGUACGUCCCUGGCGCCCAGUAUCUCCCGUCCUGGCGUCUUAGGGCGGCGGGUAAGCUCUCGGGGACAGAGAGAGAAGAGGGGUGGGUUAGGUGGGUUGCUGGAGGGAUGCCUGUUGUUGGAGAGGCUGUGCGUGAGUGGCUGUAG